Melanotaenia boesemani (Boeseman's rainbowfish) is the source of this 3960-nucleotide messenger RNA. RefSeq names its product NGFI-A binding protein 2 (EGR1 binding protein 2) (gene nab2). Gene Ontology annotation, cellular component: nucleus. The coding region runs from base 971 to 2473 and encodes 500 amino acids. The record is from RefSeq and is a predicted model, not a curated record. Lineage: Eukaryota; Metazoa; Chordata; Actinopteri; Atheriniformes; Melanotaeniidae. The transcript has 8 exons. Gene Ontology annotation, molecular function: transcription factor binding; transcription coregulator activity. Gene Ontology annotation, biological process: negative regulation of DNA-templated transcription.
GCUUCAUUAAAACGGAGAUAUAAUCGACCAAACACAAAUUUCUGCCAAGUUUAAAUGGUCAAGUUCUAUUAGCUAUAAUUUAUUGCAUCCAAAAACUGUAAAUGUGGUUUGGACAGCUUAAAAUUACACGUAAAGAAGGCACACUAACUAAUAAACAUUAAUGCAGCUACAAGUCUCAGACAACUGAACAACAUGGAUGUGCAUGGGCAGCAAUAUAAUGCAGUUUUGAGCAAUGUGAGCUUCAGCCAUACUGCUGAUGGUUUUAUUAACUUAAUAUUAGGUGAAUUCACCUUUUAAGAUGUAAAAUCAAGGCAAAAACAUUUUUAAAAUGCUUCAAUUUCCUCUGUUGGCUACUCUCAGAAUAAUUUAUCACCACCCACAUAGCAAUGGGGGAAAACAGAAACAUUUCAGAAAAAUUCUCAUCAAUCACAGUGGUUUAUUGUCCUCUAUAUAGUAUAAAGUAUGCAACUUGUUUGGGGGUCUUUGAGAUGGUAAAGCUAUGGGAAUCCCCCAAAGCUUCUGCAUAAAAAAAAAUGUUGGAGGCGCAUAGGGUUAAUUUUCAGUCCCCCCUCCUACCACCACCACUACCACCUACAUCUUCAAUUUGAAAACCGCCUCUCUACCGGGAGAGGAAGGCUCUUUUUCGGUCAGAUGGCGUGCUGCUGUCCGCCCCCGUCAUUCUCCAGCCCACACAGACAGCAAAAAGGCAGCCAGCAACCAAUACGCUGCGCCGGAGGAGGACUUCUGCCAAUGAUUUCAGACGAGAAGCGAUACGCAAAAGGGGAUUUACUACGGCAGACCGCGCCGUGAAAGCCGUCGGCGAGAGUCUUACUCCGUGAGAACCGACCCGUGAAAUAACUGAGACUCGUUUGCCUAAUUACCGGUUUCUUCUCUUCACAUCUGUUUAACUGACCUCGACAAGGUUCAUGUGUUUCCUUUCUCCUGCCUAAACUUUCCACUGCUGUGUGCCAUGUCCCUGCCACGCACACUUGGUGAAUUGCAACUCUAUCGGGUGCUGCAGAGGGCCAACCUGCUGGCCUAUUAUGAAACCUUUAUCCAGCAGGGUGGUGACGAUGUGCAGCAGCUCUGUGAGGCUGCAGAGGAGGAGUUUCUUGAAAUUAUGGCACUAGUUGGCAUGGCCACCAAGCCACUGCAUGUGCGUAGGCUGCAAAAGGCUCUCCGAGACUGGGCGGCGAACCCUGCCCUUUUCAGCCAGCCUGUCGCUAAUGUUCCUCUCGGAGGUAUCCCCUUAUUCAAAGUUGAUGGGACUGGGACAAGUGGAUCAGCUGGUGGGCCCAGGAAAUCCGUGAGUAAUGGUCAGCCAGGUUCCCCCUGUGAAAGAGACGAUCGGAUGUGUCUUACUCCAAUGCACAGUGGGAGUCCGAGAAGUCCCUGCUCCCAGGCCUCUCCACAGCCACCAGAUACACACUGCAGGGAAAAACUUUCACCCAUGGACCCUCACUGGCUCAGCCCAGAGCCUGAUGGGAAUGGUGCUUUGGUUUCUGCAUCUGGAGUAGAAGAAGAGCCACCCAGCCCACCUCUCUCAUCAGCAUGUCCUCCUGGUCCAUCCUCAUCACCAAUCCCCUCUGUUUCCUUUGCCCCAGCUGCUCUGUCAGCCUGGCCUGGAGGACAAUUGGACAGGGAGACGGCAAGGGCAGUAGUUGAGAGUGUGGAAAGGCUCUUCAGAACCCUUCCCAGAUCAGAUCCUGCGGAGAUAAAGACUCUGCUGAGGAUGAACAAGAAGAUGGCAAAGACUGUGGGGCACAUCUUCCGGAUGGAGUCUCAGGAUGCAAACAAGGAAGAAGAGAUCCGGAAAUACAGCCUCAUUUAUGGACGCUUUGACUCGAAGAGGAGAGAAGGCAAGCAGCUAACACAUCAUGAGUUGAUCAUCAAUGAAGCUGCUGCACAGUUCUGCAUGCGGGACAAUGCUCUUUUGCUGCGACGGGUGGAGCUCUUCUCUCUGGCUCGACAGGUGGCCAGAAAAUGUGCCUACACCUCCACACUUAAGCAUGCAAGGACAAAUGCAGAUGACAGCAGUUUGUCUCAGAAGAGAGCAAGACAUGAGGUGAUUGUGCCUGAGAGUGUGUCAUCACUCCUCGGAGCGGAAGGAUCCGAGAGCUCAACGCAGAGAGCAGAUGAUGACAGCUUGUCUGCAGAAAGCUUUGACAGUGUGUCACAUGACACCGGCUCACAGUGCAACCAGUCUCUGUCCCCUCGUCCUCACACCGACACCUCCAACCCUGCCAGCUGGAGUCGCCAUCUCAUACAGCAAGCUCUAAUGGACGAAGGGUUGCGACUGGCUCGGAUGGUGUCACAUGAUCGAGCUGGAAAGUUCAGCCUAAGCUCAGAAGGAACUCACUCUACAGAGCAUGACAGUAAAAUGGAGCAACAGAGCUCAACAACAGCGUGCAGGAGCAGUAGCCCUUGUGUCACCAAAGAUCCAACCACCAUCUCCAACCACAGAGGGAAAUGAAACCCUCUGCGGUUAUCAGGGAAUUUGUGUCCAGGCCGAGAGUGAACUGCCAUUUUUAUAUACAGGUUACGUGUAAAUCAAGUAAAUGUGAGAAUUUACCAGCAGCUGAUAUCAUAAACCUGCCAUGACUUAUUAACCCCUCAGUUGUGAGCGAGGAUCCAAAUAUUUGGUUUUUAUAUUUAGUAGAGAGGAAAUAGAAAGUGACUGAUACAAUCAGGAAAAAGACGAGUUAUGUUCCUGUGAGCGUUGCGGUGUGUUGGAGGUUUCACCUGCUUCAGAUGAAGCCGGCUCAACACAGCAGGGGGCACUGCAACUUUGGAAACCGACUCGCUGAAGUUCCUCCACUCUGUGCAAUAUGCUGCACUUGAGUAGAGGAAAAACGUUUUAUUACUUCUUUCAGCAAGUUACAACAUCAUUCUCUGAAGCUUCUUAUCCUCAGGAAAUAAAAUGGAUGUUCUGUUUUCAGUGUGGUACAGAAUAAUUCUGACAUGAUUUAUGUUUAUGUAGUCCGAAAAAAAAAUUUUUUUUAGCAUGUGUUGAUCUAGAUGUCUGAGCGCAUGUGUAUAAACACCACCAUCAGGUCAGAUAUACUUUGCUGCAUCACAAACAGAUGUGAGCAGGCUGAGGUGUUGGAGAUAUGAAAAUAAUGAUGUUCAUCAUCCACCUUCUCCAGUCUUUCUGCUGCACAAAUAACUCGUGAAAUGUUAUUUAUAGAUGUUUUAGGCUUCUAAUUAGAGGCUUGUCACUAUCCUUAAUUUUGUGAAAAUGUACUAAUUUUUAAAGCUGAGUUGCUCAAAGUAAGAACACUUAAGGGUCGAACAUGGACAGUGUUGGAGGGUCCUACGGUAGACGGAUGCUGACUGACUUAGGCUUUCCUUCCAUCUAGAUUUUAAUGUGUGCUAAAGGCACUAUAGUAGCUACAGUAGAGUCUUUUAAAAAGAUGCAUAUAAAACUGCAUGGGAAGAUUCUAAAUUUUAAGAGGUGUUUAAAAAUUUAGCCUUGUCAUUUUCAGACAUGUGUUAAUUGCUGCAGAUUUUUGUCCGGACUUUCUCUGGUGUUCUGGGAACUUACAGUAUGAUGGUGUAAUGUUUCUGUAGUCUUAGAUUAUUAAGGUGACUUUUAUGUAAAUUUUAAAACAGUUGAGAUGUAAGCUGUAGUAGAGUGGCUCAUUUUCUUUAUAGGCUUUAGAAAAGCUUCUGCAGAAGUUUAAAGAAAGAAACCUGGUGCUUUACUUUUAAUAUAUCAGUUCCUUAAGGUUUUAUCAACCUAUUUGGCCCCAAAAUGAAGUCUGAAAAUGUAAUCAGUCAGUUCAUGUCGAUAGAAAUGUUACAGUUUUUGUAUACUAAUCACAAAGUAUGUCAGUGAGGUAGCUUGUUGUGCAUCAGUUACACUUGCCUGUUUCUUGAGCAUUACUAACCUCCUCAGUUUAUUAUGUUGCAAAUCAGAUUAUUUAUUUUGUUACAUCUUAAUAAAUGUUAUUUUACUGA